CAUUGCCAAAUUUGCUAGUCCCUCCACGAUCAGUUGAUACACUUUCUUUACAUCAGACGUUAGAAGACACUACUCCGUAGUCCGUACACACAGAGUCAUCCAAAGCUGUAACGAGAGUGAGGUAAAUUUAACAUGGGAAAUGAGCUGUUGAUACCUGAUAUUACCUUCUACAGCAAUAAAGUGAUCCACCUGCAAGCUUACGUACUGGGCAAACUAAAACGUGGGAAGAAAUGUUCAGCUUCCUUUCAGUCAGCAAAUUAGAAAGAAAUGUUCAGCUUCCUUUUGGUCAGCAAAUUGCGCGGUCGGUCGAUGCCUUGUAUUAAGCUAAUCGGUGCCCUAAACUUCACGGCAGCUGUCAGAUACACUGAGUUGACUGAGAACUUACCAUUUUGAUGGAAGGUCCAGCGGAAUUCCUCCUGGCCUUUUGACAAUUUGACAUUCGCCAACCACCCAAGGAAAGCAUGCCAUACGAGGCGCCCAAGACUUGCUGGAUGCCUGGAUCAUAUCAUGUUUAUAUACACCACAAUGGCAUGCUGAUCAUGCAAGAAGCUAAUCAGAAAUAAAGCCAGAUCAGCAAGAAGCUAAUCACAAAUGAAGCCAUUAAGCGCAUCACUAUCUUUUGUUCUCCACCUUGCUUCGUUCCUCGUGCUCUUGCUCCACCAGCCUCAUCUGCUUGCAGCGCAGAGGCUCACAACCGGAUCGACACUCAGCCCCCCUGGCUACAUCACCUCCCCGUCGGGGGGAUUUGCCUUCGGCUUCCGGGCCCUCGACUCUGACCCCAGCCAGUUCCUCCUUGCUGUCUGGUUCAACUUCAACCUCACCCAGGCGCCCGACCCUGCACAGGAGAAGGUGGUGUGGUAUGCCAAGAACCUGGGUUCAGGCUCCACCGUAAUGGCCACGAAGUUGUCUGUGUUCAGCAUUGGUCCACAGCUCUCCCUCACUGACAACACCGGUAGCAUAAUAUGGACAAACCCAUACCCUAGCCUACAAGCUGGCUCAAUUCUCGUGCUGCAAGACUCAGGCAACCUCCAGUUACUUGCCACCGGGGGAAUGCCCAUCACCUGGGAGAGCUUCCAGCACCCAACUGACACACUCCUCCCGGGUCAAUCCUUGGGCUCUGGAAAGGCUCUUCUGUCCAGGCGCUCCGACAUGGUCUUCUUCCCCGGCCGCUACAGCCUGCAGGUGCAAGGCGAUGGUAACAUCGUCUUGUACCUCACGAACCUCGCCACCGGCAACCUGGAUUCGCACAACGCAUAUUGGAGCACUAACACCUACCUGCCAGGCAACCAGGUCGGCAACAUGACUAUUUUCUUCGACUCAUCAGGCCAUCUGUACUAUCAGAGCAAUGACAGCACUGUGGUUGACCUGAUACCCCCGCAUCCAAAGUCUAGGUUUGGUUACCACCAGCACGCAUCACUCGAUCCGGAUGGCAUCUUCCGCAUGUACACCCGACCGAAGAAUGCCAUGGCAAGGAGCAACUUGUCGUGGGCAGUCACGGGACAGUUCCCAACCGAAGGUUGCAAGAUAAAAACCUCUCUGCAAGGUUUGUGUGGCCCCAACUCAUACUGUGUGUAUGGUCCUAACGACCGGCUCGAUUGUGAGUGCCCAAGCAGCUACUCCUAUGUCGAUUCUCAGCUCACGUACAUGGGCUGCACACAGGGGUUCAUGCCGCAGAGUUGUGACGGGAAGAACCGCUCUGCCGAGUUUGGGGUUGUCAAGCUCCCAAACACCACUUGGGGAAACUCGCCAUAUGAAGGAUAUUCGCACACCACAGAGGACCAGUGUGCAGACUCUUGCCUAAAGGACUGCCUCUGCGCCGCUGCUAUGUAUGAUGGCAGUUAUUGUGCCAAGAUGGUGUCAUUGGCAGGAUUUGGACGGCAAGGAGGAGACAUUGUCAUGAAGGCAUUGAUCAAGGUGCGGACGAGCAGCCCCUCGGUGCCGGCGCCACCGAGAAGGAUAUUGCCUUAUGUAUUACUCGGUUGCUCGGCGUUCCUAUUGCUAUCCACAAUAAGUAGUCUCAUGUUACAUUGGUACCUUAGGAAGAAGAAUGCCAACCAUGACUUUGUGAGGGCUUACACUGCAAAAGAGCUUUACAAAGCCACCAAUGGCUUUUGUAAGUUGCUAGGCAGAGGCGGCUUUGGCGAGGUCUACCAUGGGAAGUUUAAGUCACUACACUCCCCUGACAUAGCAGUGAAGAAGCUCAUCAGCUCCAAUGAUUACAGCGAGAGGGAGUUCACGAAUGAGGUACAGUCCAUCGGCCAGAUCCACCACAGGAACCUAGUCCGAAUGGUUGGUUACUGCAAAGAGCAGGAGCAACGGAUGUUGGUGUUCGAGUUCAUGCCAGGUGGUUCCCUCCGGAGCUUCCUUUUCCAGCCUCAGCGACCGAUGUGGAGUUGGCGUGCUGAGGCAGCACUUGGGAUUGCCAAGGGCCUAGAGUACUUACACGAAGGAUGCAAUUAUCCAAUCAUCCAUUGUGACAUCAAGCCUGACAAUAUAUUGUUAGAUGACAAGAAAAAUCCAAAGAUUACUGAUUUUGGGAUCGCAAAGCUUCUUAGUGACCAGCAGAUGCACACCACGGUGACUAACAUCAGGGGCACAAGGGGCUAUAUUGCCCCCGAGUGGUUCCAAAGUGAUAGGCGCAUUGACACCAAGGUUGAUGUUUACAGCUUCGGCGUUGUGCUACUAGAGAUGAUAUGCUGCCGGAAGUGCCAGGAGCCUGUGACCGGGCUGGAUGGUGACGAUUCAGUCACACUGUUUUGGUGGGCUGGUCAGUUGGUCUGUCAUGGAAAAAUUGAGGUUUUGUUGCAUAAUGAUGACAACAACAUUGAGGAUUUGGUCAAAGUGGAGAGGUUCAUGCGUGUUGCACUCUGGUGCAUUGAGCAGAAUCCUUCGCUCCGUCCGACAAUGCACCAGGUGGUGCAGAUGCUGGAGGGCGUGGUUGAGGUCGACACUCUACCUGCUCUUACAAGCUCCAACCGUUCAUCGCCAUUGACCUCUUCGGUCGACGGGAGCACUCUGUUGCCAGGUGGUGCUAAUCUUGAGAUAGAGUGAUAUUCUGAUAGGCUGCAGUUUCAAAAUGAUAUUAUUUUUUUUACUUUUCACCAAUGCUAAUUGUUUCAGCAUUGUGUAACUCUAGAUGGUGUAGCUAGACAUCAAUCAUGCCUUGUAGCUAUUACAUGUCUUCUAGUAAGUAUUCAUCCAUUGUGCUCCACUUAUGCAAUAAUCCUUUGGUUUGAGCACUAAUUCAUCAUGAUUUUUUU
Triticum dicoccoides is the source of this 3260-nucleotide messenger RNA. RefSeq names its product G-type lectin S-receptor-like serine/threonine-protein kinase LECRK2. The transcript has a single exon. Gene Ontology annotation, molecular function: ATP binding; protein serine/threonine kinase activity. Bases 592 to 3051 code for a protein of 819 amino acids. Gene Ontology annotation, biological process: protein phosphorylation. The record is from RefSeq and is a predicted model, not a curated record. Lineage: Eukaryota; Viridiplantae; Streptophyta; Magnoliopsida; Poales; Poaceae.